AUACCUGGGUUGUCAGAGCUGCCAGGUUUGAGGAGGACGUCUGCGGUCAUGUAAUGACUGAAUAGGGCUACUUUUUCCUCUGCCUUUGUCAACGUCAUUUGAAUGUACAAAAAAAGUCCUGCACGGAAACAAGAUUCUGUCGCCUCCUUAACCACAUGCUGGUGAUGUCACUAACCCCGACACAGAGUGUGAUGGUGUUUGUGCCAGAAUGAGGAGAGGUCUCGUAUUGGCAGUGCUCCUACUGCUGCCUACAGUGGUGGAGUGCAACAGUAUGUCGCCACCAGGGAAACCAGUCCUGCUUGGCUGCAGGUCCCCUGACAAGGAGACGUUUACCUGCUGGUGGGAGCCAGGCUCUGAUGGAGGGCUGCCAACAACACAUCGCCUCUUCUAUGAGAGAGAUGUGUUGGAGGGAACACAUGAGUGUCCCGACUACCUUUCAGCAGGAAGUAAUUCCUGCUUCUUUGACAAGAACCACACCUCCAUCUGGGUCUACUACUACCUGACAGUGGUGGCUUCCAAUGCACUCGGGAACACGUCCACAGACCCCUUACAGAUUGAUGUGGUGGAAAUUGUGAAACCCAAUAGUCCUGAAAACGUUACAGUGGUUGUGGAGGACAAAGAGGAUAAUCUACGGCUCCAUAUCAGAUGGGAGCAUCCCUCCAACGUGGACACCAAAUCCGGCUGGGUCACCCUUAAAUACCAGCUGAGAGUCAAACAAGAAAACAGCAACAUCUGGACGAAUUACACAUCAGGCACGCAAACCUAUUUCAUCCUGUAUAUCAUCAAUCCUGGGGUGGUGUAUAUGGUCCAAGUGCGCUGUACUCUAGACCAUGGCUACUGGAGCGAGUGGAGCAACAUUAGCUAUGUGAAAACCCCCAGCUAUCUUCAGAAUGAGAGACCCUUUUGGAUAUUGGUAACCUGCCUCGCCGCCAUUUUGUCCAUAGCAGGAAUAGGUGUUUUGGUCAUAAAGAGGAAAUACGUGGAACAUAUUAUCCUGCCACCUGUUCCUGGUCCAAAGAUAAGAGGAGUGGACGCUCAGCUUCUCAAGAGUGGGCAGUCUGAAGAUGUUCUUAAUGCCCUGAUUGUCAGCCAGAACUUUCCUCCUGUGUUGUCCUGCAAAGACCAGAUGGAGGAGUUCCUCAUUGUGUCUGACAGCAAUGACAUGCUUUUGCCAGAUCCCCUCAGUUCACAAAUGAGGAAGAAAAGCUUGGUUAUUCCUUCCACCUUCCACUUAGACUUGGAAGUCCGAUAUAAGGACUCAAAGCCAAGAGAAAGUUCCUGGAAAAGCAUGGACGAAAGGGAUCAUUUUGUAAAAAGCUUGGAGUCUCAGUCAGAACAAGAUUUAUCUAACAUGAAGUCACCCCAGCUGCUCCCUCAGAAGCAGCAGUGUCCUGGUGUGAUAAGAGAGGCGGCGGAUCAGCACCAAGGUGCAACUGUUCACACCAUGCACUGCCUCCCCAACAGCAGUUAUGUGGAUAUUCAGAGACACGACAACACGCAGAAGGUUGAUGUGCCACAGGUGAACUACAGCAGAGUAAAGGAGUUGAACAGUGACAAUGUUCUCAUCCUUGAGAAAGGAUUUCCAUCAAGUCCUGACGUUCAGAGAAGAGAGGAGAACAUACAAGAGGACUAUAGCCGGGUGAAAGAAGUGCACAAUGACAAUAUUGUCCUCCUGCAGAAACAAAAUUACUUUGUUAACUCUUCCUGUAAGGAGAAUGGCAACCACUACACAGAGUGUCCAAAUCAGAAUCCAUCUAUCCCUGGAUCAAGUAAAGUGGGAAUGUGCACAGAACUCACUGGCAAUGGAAACAUAGAUACUAUCCCUGCACCUCUGAUCUAAAGUUUUGGAUUAUAUAACAUGCAGAGAUAACACGAUAAUAAGAUAAGUCUGGGGAUACAGUGCCUAUAAAAAUCAAACCGAAAUCAAUCAUUUCAGAACAUGUUCUACCUUUGAUGUGACCUAUAACUUCUACAGGCCAACUGUAAAUAAUAUAUUAGGGGGAGGGAGGAAUAAAAGUAAGUAAAAAUAAAAAUAAUAAAAAAAAUAAAAAUAAUAACAUGCUAGCAUAAAUGUGCACACCCUUACACAAAUACUUUGUUGAACCACCUUUUGCUUUUAUUACAACCCUCCGUAUUUUUGUGUAGGAGUCUACCAACAUGGCACAUAUCAAAUUGUGAAUAUUAGCUCACUCUUCUUUGCAAAGAUACUCCAAAUCAAGGGCAUCUUGUGUGCGCCCUCUUCCAUGAGUCCGUAGUACUGGCUCUUUCAGUGCGGUUUAAUGUCAGAUAAACAAGGCUAAGUAAGUUACACAUGAGUGUAUGAACAUGUAAUACAUUAACUGGCUAUGGGCACAAUUCAGGACACACGAUGAAAAUGUGCGCAACCAUUAUAUUGGCGCCAAAUGCCAAAUGCAUGCAAGGCCAACCCAGUUUGUGAGAGAUUGUGCAAUCAGAGGAGAGGCUCAGCUCCCUGUGCUCUCUGCCUGAGGCCGCUCCUCCCUGUAUUUACACAGGAAAUACGUAGAUUCAGCGAUAUUGAAACACGAUCAAAAUUACUGGAAUCAUACAGAAAUUAAAUCUAUAUCACAGACCAAUGGACAAAUAGUACCAUUUACUUCAUCAUCAUUACUUUUCAUGAUGACAGAUGAGGCCUGCACGUCCCUGACAGCCAGUGCUUGUGAGAAACUCUUCUUUAGCUUCUUUAAUGUCGCUGUAGGCCUCUUGGCAGCCUCCCUGACCAGUUUCUUCUUGUAUUUAAGAACAUACAUAUUUACAUAAGUUUUGAUGGCCAGUUCUAGGUAAUGUCACUGUUUUUCCAUAUUUUCUAUUUCCUGACUGAUACCAUUUAAUAAAUAGAUUUGGAAGUUUUUUGCUGAGAUGUGACUAAGAACAUGUUUGAGUCUACUAAUACAGCUGAUCUUUAUCUGGGGUGAAUCAGGAGCACUUUAAAUGAUGGCAGGUGUGUACCGACUACUAUUCAACAUUCAACAUUAGUUAGUUCUGAACACAACCACAUCCCCAGAUAUAAGUGGGUGUGCACUUUUAUGGAACCACAUUUUUUCUAUUAUUAUUAUUUUUAACCUAAAAUAAUUGCACAGGUUAUAGGUCACAUUAAACUUGGAAAAAGUUCUGAAAUUAUUUAUUUUGUAUUUAUUUACAUCACAAAAACCUGGAAUUUAACAUAGGUGUGUUGUAUAUCCACAGUAUGGUCCAUGAUUAUAUUACCAUUACUUUCAGUUCAUGGGGGCAUUCAUGGGGCACCAGCUGUUGGAUGGGCUGUUGUUAAAUGUACUCCACUGACGGUAAAAUCCUCUAGCACAAAGCUUUUACUUCCUCAGUACAAUAGCGUAACAUCUCCACAAAACGUUGUCAAGGUAUUUGUGGUACCCAGAACGUGUGUCUGGUGAUCUCCUGAUGAAUCUUUUUGUGUCGUGUUGUGUUUGACAUUUGAAUAGGUUGUUGUGAAAUGUGCGACACACAUUCAGUCUCUAAAAAGACAGAGUUGCUAUGGUGACUUUUCUACUACAACCUUCACUGUGUCAGAAUUUCACAAAUUUUCAAUACUUGUAAAACUAACUGUACUUUAUUAUGAAUUCUUAAAUGUUGCCAACCAGAUAGGCUAAAUGUAGGUGCUGAACCUUGGUAGACACCUGCUAAACAUCAACUGUAAACCUCACAGAGCUGCUCAUAACUUGAAUUAAUGUUCAGUGUCAGUCUUAGUGGACUGAGCUCUAUGUCAUUACUGCUACUAUAUGCAGAUCAGAUUCUUGGUUAGUAACAAGCUGUGUUACUUGUCCAACAGUUAAUAAUAGAGAUGUAGUCUGUUUUUUUCUUUUCGCUGUAGGCCAAGUUAAUUUCCUGCCUGUCCGGUUUAUCAAGAAUGUAUACACCAUAAGAGACCUCAGUGUAUUUAUUUCCAAAGUACAGCAGAGUAAUACUACUGUAACACUUCAAAUAUGGCAACAUACUGUGAAAAAACAUAAAAUGUAGUCAUUCUUGCUCAAAAGAAUGUACUUGUAUUUGAUUCAUGUCAAAUAUUCACAUUAAAAAUCUAAAAAUGAACAUGUUAGUUUUCUAAUCAAGAUGAUGUUUGAUGCUUACACGUACUCCUGAUUUAAAAUCCAUGACAAAUAUACUGAGGUUCAUUCCUGAAUGUCCCAGGGGUUAUUUCCUUUAUUAAUGUUUGUGAUAAACCCGAUAAAUAAAUUAUACGGAAAUACA
Molecule: messenger RNA, 4221 nt
Organism: Mugil cephalus (flathead mullet)
Lineage: Eukaryota; Metazoa; Chordata; Actinopteri; Mugiliformes; Mugilidae
Gene: prlrb
Product: prolactin receptor b
Exons: 9
Coding region: 209-1840 (543 amino acids)
Biological process (GO): cytokine-mediated signaling pathway
Cellular component (GO): external side of plasma membrane; signaling receptor complex
Molecular function (GO): cytokine receptor activity; cytokine binding
Source: RefSeq, a predicted model, not a curated record